CUGGUCCUGUGCUCUGCUCAGUGCUGCUUCGCUUUGCUGUGAGACACUGAUUCGGAGAGAUCUUUUGUUGGAGACUGUGAGCCUUUCUGAAGGUUCAUUUCCGCAUUUCCCCCCCUCCCCCCCUCCCUCCCCCCGAUCUGAACACACAGAUACAUAUAUACAUAUAUUAAAAAAAACGCACCUUUUCCUGUUGGGCAAUCACGCAGAAGCUGCUCUUGAGACGGAAGUUUUUUUUUUAAAAAAAAGGUUUUUUUUUAAAAAAAGAGACAGACUUUUCGCCCUGUUUGACUGUGAAGGAUUAUCAGCUCCUCGUUGGGGAGAUUCGGUGCUGAUCUCUCCCCUGAAACCUCUGGUACGGAAUGGCUUACGAUUUCCUCUGUACAGACUGUACAGACUAAAAGGACUGACGUCACUGAAAGAAAUAUUAAACCACCAACGCCACAACAUUAUAAAGAAACUAAUUUAUUUGACGAUGAUCAUUCAGAAGGACUGGCAGCAAGAGGGUCUUACAAGCUCAGGAGUUAUGCUAAACAAAGUUGAUGAAGAGCACAUGGUGGUUCGAAGCGUCAGAACAGACUGGAAAGAGUGAUCUCCCGUUCCUCACACUGUUUGUGUUUGUACUCAAUUUGAACUGGAGGAAAAACGGCAGCCGCAGAAUGCAACUGAACCAAGAACACUGCCUUUCAGCUUGCCAGAAACUAAAACAGCUGUUCUAACAGGGAACCCAAGUGACCAUGUUGUAAACUGUGAACUCCCAUCGUGUUACUGCAAACUCUGAGGAAUAAAGCCGGACUUGGAUUCACAUUUGGGGUUAUAACCAUGCCAUCCAAAGGAAAGUACUUUAUUAGUGAAAGCAAAGCUCAGAUAAAUAAAGACUCGAUGUAUGAGGCUUACUGCUCUUUGAGCCAGCAAUAUCCGCUUGUUGUCCUUCUCCUCUUGAUUAAUAUUGGGAGCUGUGUAGCUCUGAUCAUUGUUUUCUUUUCCAUUGGAUUGGAAAUUCAUGAACACCUUCUCUUCACUGUUACAUUAUUCAUUGCUGUGGGAAUAUUUAUAAUCAUUUUUAUUCUUGUGUGUACUGAGGCGUUGUUUCAAAGAUGGAUGAAGAUAUUUGCAUUGGUCAUUUGGAUAUGUCUGCUUGCAAUGGGAUAUGUUUUCAUCUUUGCUGGUAGCGUUAUCUCUGCUUGGGACCAGGUGCCAUUCUUUUUGUACAUAGUCUUCGUUUUAUAUACCAUGCUGCCAUUGAGUAUGCGGGAUGCCAUCCUUGCCAGUAUACUUUCAUCUGUCUCUCAUAUUAUAACCCUCAGUAUUUAUCUAAGUGUAAAUGACUCUCCAUUGUCAGCUAAGCUCCUGGCUUUUCAGAUACUGGCCAAUGCAGUGAUAUUUUUGUGUGGCUGCGUCGUGGGCAUCUUUCAUAAGUUGGUAAUGGAACGUGCCUUAGAGCAAACUUACUGGGACACUUUAAGUUGUAUUGAAAUAAGAAUACAGCUGGAUGUGAAGAAAAAACAACAGGAAAGCUUGCUGUUAUCAGUACUGCCAGCGAAUAUUUCUAUGAAAAUGAAACUAGCUAUUAUUGAGCGUUUGAAGGAAAGCAACGACAGUCCACACAAACAGGAUGUGUCAAACAAUUUCCACAGCAUGUAUGUGAUGAGGCAUCGAAACGUGAGCAUCCUGUAUGCAGAUAUUGUAGGUUUCACCCGUUUGGCUAGUGACUGCUCGCCCAAUGAACUGGUUGUGAUGCUGAAUGAACUGUUUGGGAAGUUUGACCAGAUAGCCAAGGAGAACGAAUGUAUGAGGAUAAAAAUACUGGGUGACUGCUAUUACUGUGUCUCAGGACUUCCUGUAUCGUUACCAAAACAUGCUCAGAACUGUGUGAAAAUGGGCCUUGACAUGUGUGAAGCUAUCAAGCAAGUCCGGGAUGCCACCGGAGUGGACAUUAGUAUGCGAGUCGGUGUUCAUUCUGGCAAUGUAUUGUGCGGUGUCAUUGGUCUCCGAAAGUGGCAGUACGAUGUCUGGUCGCACGACGUCACCUUAGCUAACCACAUGGAAUCUGGCGGACUGCCUGGUCGUGUACACAUCACUGAAUCGACAUGGGACCACUUGAAUAAAGAGUAUGAAGUGGAAGAAGGAAAUGGACACCAAAGAAAUUCCUACCUCAAGGAUCUGAACAUAAAAACGUAUUUGGUCAUUGAUCCAAGGACCAAGCAGCAAAGUCAGAAGAUCAGGCAGCUCCAGAAGCCAAAACAUGUAAACGACGGGCUGAAGAUGAGAGCAUCUGUCCGUAUGACACGAUACCUGGAGUCGUGGGGUGCAGUGAAACCAUUUGCUCACCUCCAGCAACGAGAAAAUGUUAACAGUGAAUUCCCAGCAACAAAUGGAAAGAUCAGGAAGGAUAUACCACUGCGUGGUCUCCACAGGACAUUAGAUAGAAACCAAUCGCAAAAGAGACGACUUGAAGAGGAACUGCACGAUCGGAUGUUAACAACGAUCGAUGGAAUCAAUUCACAAAAACAAUGGAUUAAAUCUGAUGACUUUUUCAGUAUAUCACUGUUUUAUAGUGAGAAGGGAUUGGAAAAACAAUAUCGUGCAGUCAGUAUUCCUUCCUUGAAGUAUUACAUUGGUUGCGUCAUGUUCAUAUUUCUCUGUAUAUUUGGGGUCCAAAUGUUUGCAACCGAAAGGAAUGAAACACUUGGAAUAUCAUUUGGAAUAGCUGCCUUUAUUCUCCUGAUAAUUCUCUUCAUUUGUUUUGCCGGGCACCUAAAGCAGUACUGCAUAAAAACAUCUUCCUCUUCAAGUUGGUUCAGUCUCAUCUCAGAAAGUGUUACAAAGAAACCGAUUGUGCGAUUACCGUUGACUGUCAUUGCGAUGGGAGUUGUGCUACUCAUUGCAGUUAUCAACUUGUGUAUCAAUCCCCCUAAAGCGAUGGGCAACAUGACAAUUGUUGAACAAACGAAUGCUCUCUCCUGCCUUCCUUACUACAUCUAUUGUUGCAUUUUGGGACUCAUUGCUUGUUCAGUUUUUUUCCGAGUAAGCUUUGAACUCAAAGCAGCCAUACUAGUCAUUGCCUGUGUGGCUUAUAAUUUCAUCCUCCUGGACUUCCAAGCUUCCUUGUUUGACGUCUACAGAGACAAAUUGUACACGAAUGAAAACGGUACCAGCAUUGAAAAACCAGGCCCUUUGAAAAAUCCAAAGAUUAUGAGCUGUUUUUACCUGAUUCUGUUUGUCAGCACUCUGCUGUUUUUAACAAGACAGAAUGAGUACAACUGUAGACAAGACUUCUUGUGGAAGAACAAAUUCAAAAAAGAAAGGGAGGAAAUCGAGACGAUGGAGAACGUGAAUCGACUUUUAUUGGAGAACGUGCUACCAGGACAUGUGGCCGCCCACUUCAUUGGUGAAAAUAAAAAGAAUGAGGAUUUAUACCACCAGUCCUAUGACUGUGUUUGUAUCAUGUUUGCUUCAAUUCCUGAUUUCAAAGAAUUUUACACAGAAUGCGAUGUAAAUAAAGAGGGACUUGAAUGCCUCAGACUAUUGAAUGAAAUAAUAGCUGAUUUUGAUGAGCUUUUGUCAAAGCCGAAGUUCAGCGCUGUAGAAAAAAUCAAAACUAUUGGUAGCACCUACAUGGCAGCUGCAGGUCUCACUAUUGCUCCAGGUCAAGAAAAUAAACAGGAUGCUGAGAAGCAAUUUGCUCAGAUUGGUAUCAUGGUGGAGUUUGCCAUUGCCUUAAUAGGCAAAUUGGAUGGUAUUAACAGACACUUUAAUAAUUUCAAACUGCGUAUUGGAAUAAAUCAUGGACCAGUGAUUGCUGGUGUGAUUGGAGCACAGAAGCCUCAGUAUGACAUAUGGGGGAAUGCAGUCAAUGUUGCUAGCAGAAUGGAAAGUACUGGUCAGUUGGGCAAAAUCCAGGUAACAGAAGAAACAUGCAAUGUUUUGGAAUGCCUGGGCUAUUCUUGUGAAUCUCGAGGAUUUAUCACCGUGAAAGGCAAAGGGGAACUAAAGACUUAUUUUCUGUGCACAGACAUCAAGUCACAUUAAUGGUGGCAAGACUAACGAUACUUCGUAAUAAGCCUUGGAUCAUGGUUCUGUGUGUGUGCACUUUCAAGAGCAACACUGUCGCAAAACAGUAUCAUUUUCAGUUCAAAGGCAAACUUUCCAUUGCCAUUGCUUGUCUCACAACAGGCAUUUUAUGAAAGAAACGGUAAGGAAAAUGAUUUCUGCCUGCAGCGAUACAAUUGAAAAUGACAUAGCAAACUGGAAUGACUAUUCCGCAUGUCUUAUUCCAAUUGCUCAAUACUGUGCUCACUUCCAUUUGUGUGGGAAUAUCAUUUCUUUGUUUUGGCUACAUGCUGAGCUCUGAAGAUAUGUCCCACUCUCAUGCUGCGUAUGGCAGUGAUAUGAGUAUAUUUUAUGUUUCAAGUCUAAUUUAAUUGUAUAUACUUCUGUAUUGAUGAAGACUGUCUUAAAACAAAGCACAGAUGUCAACAGCAAUGAAAAAGCCAAUAUUUGUGCCUUUUUUGCAUCUUGAAAAAUGAACAAACGUAUUCUGCAAAGGAUGGUUCCUGACUAGCUCAGCUGAUGUUACAAUUAUGCAAAAAUGUUUUAGUUCUUGUUCCCUGUUGAUAGUUAAGUUGUGGCUGCUGCAAAUGUUGCAGUCAUGCUGAGUGGAUGCUUUUUAUAUUGUUUAUUACGAAAUCUGGUUAUCUAGUUAUGAUAUCCUGUAUUUAAGUCCUCCUCAGCUAAUAUCCACAAGUAUACACUGAACUCAACUACUCUUUAGACCUGCUUUAGGGGACAUUUUCAUAAUGAUGCUGUGCCUCAGAUUUUUUUUGGAGGGGGGGGGGGGGUUUCCAAACAACUUCUAUAAGUAAUUCUUUACCUAGUCUUGUUCUACUGCUGCUGUCUCACCAAUUACUGUGUAAUUUCUUACCUGGCAGCCACCACAUCUUAAAGCUCUGUGUCUGAAACAAGAUUGUACUGUUUAACUUAAUGUGUAAUCAUUAAGCUGCAGAAUUGUUUUAAUCAGUAAUCAUUUGACUCUAGAUAUGCAUGUGUCCAUAUUCCUGAUUUAACCAUUUAAUCUUUUUCAGUAUAUUUGACAAAUCCUGCCCAAACCUUAUUCUUGCACAUCUCUCAAUUGCCCCCCCAAAUACUUUGUCUUUCGAGGUACAGCCUUAAAUUGCUGAGCACAGUAAAUUCAGUAAUUGUAGUUUUAUAUUUGGGAGAUAUCUUCAAAGUAAUACCUUUUCAAUUUAGUUACAGAUGCACUUCAUCUUAAUGGUUCAUGUUCUAUGUCUGCGAAUGAAAAUAACUAGAGCCUGCACAUUAGAUAAGACUAGUAAAGUAACGCGUGGAAUCCUAUUGGGAUGGAAUAUAGAACAAAGUUUUGGAUUUUGUUAAUGUUUUUUGUAUUAUAAUAAAGGAGGUUGAAAAAAAAAUUAUGCAUUUUAUCAAAU
Callorhinchus milii (elephant shark) is the source of this 5447-nucleotide messenger RNA. RefSeq names its product adenylate cyclase 7 (gene adcy7). Gene Ontology annotation, biological process: intracellular signal transduction; adenylate cyclase-activating G protein-coupled receptor signaling pathway; cAMP biosynthetic process. The record is from RefSeq and is a predicted model, not a curated record. Gene Ontology annotation, cellular component: plasma membrane. Lineage: Eukaryota; Metazoa; Chordata; Chondrichthyes; Chimaeriformes; Callorhinchidae. Gene Ontology annotation, molecular function: adenylate cyclase activity.